Molecule: messenger RNA, 1173 nt
Organism: Brassica napus (rape)
Lineage: Eukaryota; Viridiplantae; Streptophyta; Magnoliopsida; Brassicales; Brassicaceae
Product: PR5-like receptor kinase
Exons: 5
Coding region: 1-1173 (390 amino acids)
Biological process (GO): protein phosphorylation
Molecular function (GO): ATP binding; protein kinase activity
Source: RefSeq, a predicted model, not a curated record
AUGGACCCUUUGGAAACUGUCAGACACGCUGAAUCUGAAUGCCAAGCUUGGUUUGACGCAAAUCAAAGACCAUACGAAAUCGUAGAAGAACAAAUUACAGUAGGGACUCCAACCUCCGAGCGAUGCAUGAUAGAUGGGUCAUGGACACAUGAUGCACUCUUUAGUGGUUAUGGGUGGACAUGGGUAUCGACAUGUCAAUCUUUUGGGACUGACUGCAAGGAAUUAAUGGCGAUGACCAAAGACCCGGAAGCAUGGCCGAGCUUCUCUACUGAGCUGGAGGAGUUUAUGAAGUUGAAAGCAAGAUUCACGGAGUUCUCGAUUGUUUUUGUACUUCGUCAGGAAAAUGUAUCGUCUGAUUCACUAGCUAAGAUAGCGAAAUCCUUCCAUAGGGAAUUAAUCUCCGUUCUACUAGCAGGAGGAGAAGGAGGAGAACAAAUUCCUGCACGUAGAUUAAAACUCAUAAUCGGAGGCUUAGCAGCUUUAGCUUUGAUAAGCAUUAUUUUUGCGAUUGCAGUAAUAUUGAGUGCAAAGAGAAAGAGUCAUUCGAAGGACGAGGACAUUGAAGCGGCGGUAAUGUUGAAACGAUAUAGUUAUGACACAGUGACGAAGAUGACAAAGUCAUUUACUCAUCCUCUAGGAGAAGGUGGAUUUGGAACUGUGUUUAAUGGAAAAUUACCUGAUGCUACGGGGAGAGAUAUUGCACUCAAGAUCUUGACUGAGUCAAAGGGCAAUGGAGAAGAUUUCAUCAAUGAAUUAGCCAGCAUGAGUAGAGCAUCUCAUGUUAAUAUCUUUUCUCUCUUUGGAUUCUGCUAUGAAGGGAGCAAAAGAGCUAUCAUUUAUGACUUCAUGCCGAAUGGAUUCCUUGACAAGUUUAUUUCUGCGAUUAUGUCCACAAAGAUGAACUGGAACACUUUAUACAACAUUGCGAUAGGUGUUGCUCGUGGGUUAGAGCACUUGCACAGUAGUUGUGUACCGGAGAUUGUGCAUUUCGAUAUAAAGCCACAUAAUAUACUUAUGGACAGAGAUUUGUGCCCCAAGAUUUCGGAUUUCGGCCUUGCUAAGCUUUGCAAAAAUAAAGAGAGUGUCAUAUCGUUGAUGGACCCAAGAGGGACUAUUGGGUACAUUGCUCCUGAAGUGGUUUCCAGGAACUAUGGUGGUGCUUCGCACAAGUAA